Molecule: messenger RNA, 7332 nt
Organism: Amoebophrya sp. A120
Lineage: Eukaryota; Dinophyceae; Syndiniales; Amoebophryaceae
Source: the annotation of a GenBank genome assembly
GACAAGGUUGCGCUUCUUGUUUUCGAUACUCGUAGUUGCGAUCUGCAACGGAAUUCGGACCUUUGUGAUUCUCUCUAGGCGUCUUCUUGACUCGUCAAAGUACUAGCUCUUGUCGCCACCUCGGAGACAAAAUACAGAUCAACUCCAGUAUGUAAUUUCUGUGGCCGUUCUUUUGGUUCCCGCUUCCGCACGAGCGCAGCUAUGCUGAAAGAAGCGCGGUGGGCCGACGUGGUCGACGUGGCUGAGGAGGGCGACCGAAGUGAUGAAACUCUGCAGAAAGCGGCAUCUACACAAAUAGACAAGAUUGAUGUGGUAAUCCAGACGGUGAGCAGCACCGGCGUUGAUCUGCAGAAUACUGUUUGCAGCACCUCUGCCGGAUCCUCCAACCCGACGGCUUCGUCGACACAAGAAGCGGUCGUGCCACCGCCUCCGCCUCCGAUACCUCCCCCGGGCCCUGCGACGGAGCACGACACAGGAAGCAGCGUAGGUCCGCACACGGAGGAGCAAGAGCGGUACCGCUGCGUCCCUUCUUCGUCGAGUACGGGGGGUGCCUCUGCCUGGGAGAAGAGGGACGAUGCAAAUACCAAAGCCAACACGACCACAUCAUUAAAUCGCAAUAAAUCGACCGCGCGUGCUCAGCAGCUGGAGCAGAAAAACAACCACAAAAAUAAUUGUGACUCGGGCUACAAAAACCAAAGGAAUUUUUAUCAGGAACAGCAAUACGGCGAUUAUUACAAGACAGCUAGCUUCUACUACAACCGCAACUUCUACGGAGGUUCCUGGGGUAAAAAUUACACAGCACCAGCCAAUACCAGUGCUGUCGGUUCUUCAAGUGCUUCGAUAGGAGAGCAAGGUAAACAAAACUUCUCGAGCAAUCACUUUGGGACCACUCCUCCUGGUGAGCACUGCCAGAACCACGGCGGUGGCAGGUCUGCAGGCGCGUUUUUGCACCAGCAUGCUAGUAUGCGAAAAAGUGGAAAUAACAAGCACCAUCCGCCACACGCCCCGCCGCCUCCGCCCCCACCACCAGCGCGAAUGUGCGAAAUCAGUGCGGCGGCACAGGAGCAGGCGGAGGGUUUUAACUUCAUGAUGGAGGACCUUGUACAGGGCGGUGAGAGUUGUAGCAGUUCUCUCACGAUGAAUACCUCUGGCCACGACCAAGGAGAGCGGCAUGAUCAAUCGUACCAGCCGCGGAACAACGGGAAAGUAGCAGUGGAUUAUCACAGCGAAAUCGCGCAGCAGCACGUCAUUCCGCAGGACCGAGAGAUGAUCGACCGCUUGGCGCUGAACCUGGACAUUGACGUGCCGAAUCUGUGGUCCACCUGGUACCACCGGUUAUCUGACACGGAGAAGGUGCAUCUUCUCGAGCGCAGGAUGAGAUUAUUGAAAGAUCAAUCUAGUCUCGUGUCGCAGCAUUUUUUCGCACAACAGCACUCCAGAAAUGAUCGCUCUGGUGCUGGUCCUCGGGCACAAUACGCGGCGACAACAAUACCAAGCGGGGAGCGGCCGCACUUUCCGCAAAUCGACUACAGUUCCUCUUACGGCAUGCUGACGGAUUCCGACUGCGGCUGGAGCGAUUGCACGACGAUGUCGAUGCAGCACGCGGACCGACGGUUGUCGACCACAUCCUCCGCAAAUUUCGUUUUGAAUCCGCAUAACCUCGCCGGUGUUGUGUGGCUGGACGGAGCGGCGUUUUUUCCCGAGCAUCCGCUGAGCAUUCUGCUGAACCAGUUCUGCCAGGGGUGCGGAUUGCGCUUGAAGAAGUUCCGGACGGUACAAAACCUGUUAAGGUGGAUGAACAAACAGAAGAGCUGCCACAGUGCGGGAAGUUCUUCUAGCGGCAGGCAGGCCCUGGUGGAACAACAGCAGGAAAAUAAAGGCGCUCAACGAGGGGGCAAUCGCAGAAACAGCAAGACCACUCGGAACAACAGUUCUAUGCAAGAACCGCAAUUGCCGCACGGCCGUUCAUCGCACAACAAAGGGACGAAAAGUAACAACCUCGGAAAAAAGGGACACCAAAACUCCUGGCUAGUAUCUUCAGGCGGGAAGGGAGGUGCAACAAGUGCGACAUCUUCGAAUGAAGCCGCUUUGUCGAGAGGCGGAAAUAACAAGCAGCAGCCCGCUCACGUACAGCAAUCGUACUUGGCGUGCGUGCACGAAAGCAUGUGUGCCCCGGUGUCCGAUUACAUCCGGACCGCUAGUCUUGACGGUGGCCAUCUCACGUUGUGCUCGCUGGUCGUUUACAAAAAGGUACAGCUCUAGAAGUUGAUAUUGAUACAACAACGCAAGAAAUAGGAAAUUUGUAUUGCGGAGGUUACAUCAAACAUCCUCGUAGCUGGAGGAGGAGGUGGACCCUGACGCAGAUGCAGAUCUGACUGAUGUGCAUGCAAAACCAUACACAGGAAUGGCGGCAACGGCAUUCGAACAACUGUGGUGCAACGGCCGGGACGGUGAGCGACGUAGCGAGCGAGAUAACGCUGUCACGAACGACGAGCAAAGAGGAUGUCGCGGGAACUCUGGGAGGAGCACUGGUGGCAUCGGCAGAUCCAGUGGCAGGCAUGGAUUGGGGGUCGGCCUCCAGGAACUCUAAUAUUGCCGAUAAGUUCAGUCGAAACAAUCCCUGGAACAUCGAAGCGCUCGCCACGGAGAUAAUCGAAGGCUGCAGCGCAAAUCCGUCGUCCAACAGCACAAAUCCGUCCAAUAGCACCACCAUUCCAGAAUCUUCUCCGGGUGCGAGCCCGGACGUGCUGCCCUCUUCGCCCGGUGAGGCGCUCACAACGCAAAGCGUGACCAGUGAGCAAGUGUUGACCUGCUCCUCCGUUGGAGGCCCAACGACCGGCGGCGAGGGCCAGCAUCUGAACCCGCCUCUUCCCUCAUCGCAGGAGAAAGGUGCAGCUCUCGCACCCAGUGUCAGCAGCGCAAAAGCCGGAAGAAGAAAAAACAAGAAGAACAACAAGCAAGCAAAUCUCUCCCGCACUUCCUCCGCGCAGCCGUCGGUAGGAGAAGGUGGAUUUUUUGAGUCGGAGGAGCAACCGAUCCUCACAUUGGAAGACUCAUUCGUCGAUGCGAUGCGCGAACUGCUUCUUGUGAAGGGAAAUGGUCCUCUCGAAGAACAUAGUAAAACAUCAAAGAAGAAGCAAUUGCGCAGCAGUUCUCCUGACGACGAGGGUCCUGUUGACACAACAAGUUCAUUGCCGACGGUGAAGACGCAGCUUCUGAUGGUGGUCGACCCACUGCCAGUGGCUGAGAUUGAGGCUCGUCUGGAUCAGUGUUUUGUGAGCACGUGCGAUUUCGUUUCGAUGCCGGAAACUGAGGACGCGCAGCCGCAGGAUGACACUCUCAACAACGCUCAGUACGUGGACGUGGAAAUGCGCUUCAAAUUUGGAAGAAGACUGAGGCGCAACACAGUGCGGGUACCUGCGGGCACGAAGCGAAAGUUUUCGCAGUUGGUGUUACACGUGGUCGCUUUCUCGGAUGCGCAACAAUGUACUUGCUUUCUGUCAUGAUUUCGGGGGUACUACAAGAUGAACUCUGCGUGGUUUCUCUCAUCCAUCGUCAAGAACUAUGUAUGUACUUUUUGUGUGCGGUCGACGCGCUACUUACUCGACGACGACGUAGAUCGUUUUCAUUGUACGUGGAAAGUUUUUUCCUUUACGAAGGUAUUUCCUAUCUGGUAGCGAAGCAAAAGCGCACGCCCAGCUGUUCCGCCGGGCCAGCAUCUUCGAAGUCCGCUGAUAAGGCCGCGCAGAUUCGAAGGCCGCAGAAGCGGGUCGCGUGGGAUUGGUUCGACGUUUUUGGGGAAAGAAAGAACCCGCGCAAAGGCGAACAUGACAGCGACAGCGAACUUGUUGCCGUGGCCCAGUGCGCGGAUCGCAACUCGCAGCAGUUCGUCGCGCUCCUGAAUGCCGAUUUCGUGCAGUGUCUCUCCGCCUUCAUGAAGGGUUACUCUAGCAACCGCGGGCCGGUGCACAGGCAGCACGUGUAAGGAGAUUUUUCUGGAGCUGUUGGAGUCUUUGAAGAUACAGCCAUCUUUUAUCUUUGUCUCGCGCGAGCAUCAUUUUGUCACUUGUGCGCCGCAUUUUUAUCCAAAACGAAAACAGGUAUGGGCGGAACGAAUUGUACGAAGCACUGAAGAGGCAGGCGGGCGACUCUGGCGAAGUGGUGGAAAAUGAUUCUUUCGAAAACGUGCUUGAGGAGAUACGGCUGCGCCUGGAGGAUCCCUACAUGGCCCGGAACCGAAUGGAAGUGGAUGGCAUGCUGCUCUCGUGCCGGUAAAAACAGCAGAGUUCUCUACGAUGUUGCUAGGUUUAGCUCCAAACUCUGCUCAUGAAUGAAGUUCGGCAAUAUAGAAGUGACGCUUGUUCUUUUCCUUAUCCAAUUCCAGACUUCAUUUUGUUCCUUUUGCGUAUAAGCUAGUUACUUAUUCGCGAACAAAAAUGCCAGGUCGCGAUCCGGGCUGCUUUCCCCAGCCGUUUCCACGUGCUCCGCGGGCUCGCAUCAAUUUCACUUGACGGAACAGGUGACUGCAGUUGAGCCCCCAGAAGUGGCAACACAACACGUUGCUGGCAACUAUUUUCCGCAGCAUUCCGGCGCCAGCAGUGCGUUUCAGCCACUCCAGACGAAGAAUUUCGCACUUCCGCCGUUUCCAGCGUUGGCCUUGGACACUCGCUCCCAUAGCUACAGUAGGCAGCAACCGCAAUUGCGUACUUUUUGCAAAGAAUUGCAGCUGUACGUAUGCCUCAUUCAUCCACUUCAUAUCGUUCAAGUAAGAAGAGUAACAUGACCGUGGGUUGUAAAUGUAAUGUGACGUCGUGCCAGACGAGCCAGUCGCAGUCCAUACUCGAGUCAAAUUUUUGCUGUCACACAACAGGCCCGCCUACGUGGGAGCCGACAUUUCCAAUGAUGGCCAUGCCCUCAAUGGCCUCCCUCGCAUCUCCCACGCUCCCCCGCGUGCCAGAACCUCCAAAACCGCGGUCGCCGGUACUCCAGACGAGUGUUCUAGCGAGUCACGCAAAGGCCGCAAUCACCGGUAGCACUGUCGCAGCAUCUUCGUCCUCCAGUAGUUGCAAAAUAGCGGGAACGGUACCGGCCCAGGGUGCUAAGCCUCAAGCCGCUCCGCGGGCGCCGAAUAACCUGGGAUUGCCAACGCAAACGCUGGGCGAGCAACUACCGAUCACGACACUUCUAGAGCGUGCCAGUCUGUCGCCGCGAACUUCCGCGGAAGCGAGUUCAACAAAAAUUGCCGGCGCAGCACCAAAGGGACCAGAACCUGUCCCGUGCAGCAAGCUGGUCGUCGGGAAUUGUACGGCGAGCCGUAGCAAAUCGCCACCCGCGAGCCCACCACUCCAGCAAACCACCACGUCGGUGCGGGCGAAGCCUUCGCGGCUGAGCAUAUCGUCACCUUCUACCACAACGACGGGUGCAGCAAUUGGCGGCCCAGCGAGUUGCACGUCUUCGGCAACUGUUUCGGGGGCGAACGCUCUUGCAGCUGCGAACAAAAUAGUGCAGCAGCCAACGCCGACGUUUCAGAAAAUGAUGCCGAGCUUGUCGCUGAACUUCAGUGCGAAGCCGACGGCGGCAGGAUCCUCGACCGCUUUAGCUGCACAAGCAGGAUCCUCUUCUGCGACUGCUUCGUCGGCCGGCCCGGGCCUCAGCAGAAUUUCCAUGCGUUCCCAAACGCUUCCUUGCCCGGGGGCUGAUUCGUUGCCGCAGGAGGGGGCGGGCUCUGCCGGGGGCACGACGGAGCCAACGGCGGGCGUUGCGUCGAAGCUGUUUGCUACUGCCGUCGAACGCGCACCCAGCACUGGCGACGGGGGCAGCAGGCCCGCUAGUAUAAGCGGCGUUGGCCAUUUAUCCACCACUAGUGCAGGAGUAGUCACGACGAGUAAGCUAGGAACUACUUCCAGCACGACAGGUAGUUGCGCAACCAGCAACAUCGCAGGAGCAUUAUCGAGUUGUACGGGUGGAGCAGGAGCUGGACAAUCCGCAACAACUUGCCAUAGCAGCAAGCCCUUCUUCAGUGCCGGCACGCCCGGCGUGUCAACGUCAACAACCGUGUCUUCGUCAACCUCCGCUUCGGGCACUGCGAAUUCGGCGGGUAGCGCUUCGAGCAAUGCUUCCUCGCGAGGAUCGAAGUACCAGCCGGAACGCAUGCAAGAGCUGCUGAAUAGCAUUCACCACAUGCUGCAGCAGCACAUCACGCUCCGGCAGCAACAUGGGAAGCAGUCGGAGGAGCUGCUGCGAACCGUGGAAGAGAGCCUCGCGGCGAACCAGGAGCAUCUCGCUCGUUUACUUUCUUCGGUGCAGCCCACAACCUCCUCCUCUUCCUCCUCGGGUUCGAGGGUAGUCGGCAGCGGUGCCCCGACUUCUGGUGCACCUGCCGACGCAAAGUGGUGCACCACGGGUCAGGCGAAAUUCCGCACCGGCAGCGCGUGGCGGAGGGGGUGGAGUCUGGAGAAGGUCGUGGUCCCACCGGAGGCGGCGGACAGCGAGAGUGCGGACGAGGGCCACCCUUCGCGGGCCCGCAAACGCGCGGCGGAAUCGCGUUCGGUGCCUCCAACGUCGCGUUCGUUCAACCGGGCGCAGAGCAGCGAUGCGUCGACAGACGAGGUGUUUGUCCCAGCUGGUGCAACAAGCGGUGUAAUAUCUAGCACCGCACCUACCACCGAGCCGACCGCGCUGCCGGACCGCGAUAGAAGUGCUGUGCUAACCGGUGCAGCAACGUCAAUGACCUGUAGUACGGCUUCUAGGGGAGCAAGCACCAGCGGGGGGCGGUUGCACUUUUCCGGCUUGCACAUCAAUCCGGGGAAGAUGUUUGUGGAGAAGGCGAUUUUGGAGAAGCGAAUCUCUGGGGCCCCCUUGCUGAUGCAGCAUAAAGGCUCAUCUUCUUCCACUACUGGGCACUUGCGCAGCGGGCUUGCUAGUAAAAGCAAGGCUUUUCGCAGCGUUUUUCGGCCCGGCGUGGUUCUCAACUUGCUAGAACCGAUAGGAGAGGAACAUUAGAUGAGGCACUUUUUUGAUGCCGCCUUAUAAGUAGUCACUUCAGGCGGGUCCCGUAACACCUCUGCAUCCACCGCUAUUUUGCGUUUUACCAUUCUUCUUUUCAUGCAAAUACAACAUGCAGUUGCAUUCGCGAAUAGACAACAUUUCCGUAAUUUUCUCAAACGCCCUCCUUUGGAUUAAGGGCAUUUGCCUUCAAGUCAAAAAUUGAAUGUCUACAAUUUUCACUUUGCAGUCACACCCAGUGUGCAUGCGGUGCGUCUUUAUGAUUUUCUCUUCUGAUUUGGUUUUGGCAAGACACGAAGUAAGUCAGCAAUUAUUCAAUGCAAAGCC